Molecule: messenger RNA, 437 nt
Organism: Centruroides sculpturatus (bark scorpion)
Lineage: Eukaryota; Metazoa; Arthropoda; Arachnida; Scorpiones; Buthidae
Product: talin-2-like
Exons: 3
Biological process (GO): cell-cell adhesion
Cellular component (GO): plasma membrane; focal adhesion
Molecular function (GO): actin binding; integrin binding
Source: RefSeq, a predicted model, not a curated record
AAUAAUAGAGUUUAGGUGACGGAAUGACUGGAAUUGCCAAUCAUGCCAAGCAAGGAGCCCGUGAAAAAUUUGGCGAAGCGGUGAAAGACGUUUCGGAUGCCAUUUGUGGUUUGAUCGAAUCUGCCGCACAGGCCGCUUAUCUGGUCGGAGUUUCCGAUCCGUCCAGCGUGACCGGCAGACCCGGUCUGGUCGAUCCCGUUCAUUUUGCCAGAGCCAGCCAGGCCAUUCAGAUGGCUUGUCAGCAACUAAUUAAUCCGACGAGCAAUCAACAGCAGAUUCUUUCUGCUGCCACCGUGAUCGCUAAACAUACUUCGUCUUUAUGUAAUUCCUGUCGGUUGGCAUCCUCCAAAACUACUAAUCCUGUUGCCAAACGUCAGUUCGUUCAGUCUGCUAAGGACGUUGCUAAUGCAACUGCAAACCUUGUUAAAGAGAUCAAA